GACUAAAGGGAAUCUCGAGGGUCGGGCAGCCAUUUUCAGCUGACAGCACACAUAGGAUUCACACUGCUCCACAGCUCUGUCACUGGAUCAUGGUGCAGCAGGUAUCACAUACUGGAUUCACACUGCUCCACAGAUCUGUCACCAGAUCAGGGUGCAGCUGGCAGCUCACACUGGACUCACACUGCUCCACAGCUCUGUCACUGGAUCAGAGUGCAGCAGGUAUCACAUACUGGAUUCACACUGCUCCACAGCUCUGUCACUGGAUCAGGGUGCAGCAGGUAUCACAUACUGGAUUCACGCUGCUCCACAGCUCUGUCACUGGAUCAGGGUGUAGCAGGUAUAACAUACUGGAUUCACUCUGCUCCACAGCUCUGUCACUGGAUCAGAGUGCAGCAGGUAUCACAUACUGGAUUCACACUGCUCCACAGCUCUGUCACUGGAUCAGGGUGCAGCAGGUAUCACAUACUGGAUUCACACUGCUCCACAGCUUUGUCUCUGGAUCAGGGUGUAGCAG
Messenger RNA from Pelobates cultripes (western spadefoot toad), 514 nucleotides. NCBI's taxonomy places the organism in Eukaryota, Metazoa, Chordata, Amphibia, Anura, Pelobatidae. The record is from the annotation of a GenBank genome assembly.